AUGCAUUGGGAAAGCAUGAAAGCGACGUUGCACCUCGAAGACGGGUCUUCGUUCGUAGGUUCGAUUUAUGGAGCCACGAAGAGUGUCGUCGGAGAAAUUGGUGAGAAAAAAUUCCCGAGAUUUUGGCGGAAAUUUGGAUUUUUUCUAAUUUUCAGUUGGUCUUUUUUUUUACUACUGAAACACCGAGUUUUUUUGCCAGCUGAAAAUGGCGCUUCACUUGAAAAUAAUUUAAGCCCCGCCCAUUAUUUCCAGGCAAAACUAGUCAUCGAAUCGGACUGCGCGAAAACCCUCGAUUUCGUCGAUGUAAAUGCUGAAAAUCUGGUGGACUUUGUUUCUCGAAAAGAGCCAAUUACCUAUGGAACAGGCGAUCAGACGAUUCUCGCUGUCGACUGUGGACUCAAAAAUAAUCAGAUUCGUUGUCUGGCGAAACGUGGAUUCAAAGUCAAAGUGGUCCCAUGGAAUCAUUCGAUCGAUGUGGAGCGAGAUUAUGAUGGUCUCUUCCUGUCAAAUGGUCCAGGAGAUCCAGAAGUUUGCGGAGAGCUCGUUGAUCGGCUUGCCAAAGUGAUCGCUCGAGGGGAUAAGCCAAUUUUUGGAAUCUGCUUGGGACAUCAGGUGUUGAGCAGAGCCAUUGGAGCAAAAACGUAUAAGUUGAAAUACGGUAACCGUGGUCACAACCAACCAUGCACGCACUACGCCACCGGUCGCUGCUACAUCACAUCUCAAAAUCAUGGUUACGCAGUGGACACUGAAUCCCUUCCAACCGAUUGGAAACCUCUCUUCACCAAUGAGAACGACAAGACGAACGAGGGAAUCGUACACGCUUCGAAACCAUUUUUCAGUGUUCAAUUCCAUCCAGAACACACUGCCGGCCCGACGGAUUGCGAGUUUUUGUUCGACGUUUUUGCAAAUGCUGUCAGACAAGCGAAGAAUGGAGUUUUCAUGAACGUCGAUCAGGAGCUGACUCGUCUGAUGACCUUCAAUCCCAUUUACCACGCCAAACAGCAACGGAAAGUGCUCGUUUUGGGAUCCGGAGGUCUAACCAUCGGCCAGGCUGGCGAAUUCGACUAUUCUGGAGCACAAGCACUGAAGGCGUUGAGAGAAGAAGGCAUCCGAACUGUUCUUAUUAAUCCCAACAUCGCUACAGUGCAGACAUCCAAAGGGUUCGCAGAUUUCACAUAUUUCCUUCCAAUUACCAAGGAAUAUGUGACCGAUGUGAUUAAGAAGGAGCGGCCAACAGGAAUUCUCUGUGGAUUCGGUGGACAGACUGCCUUAAACUGUGCCAUCGACUUGUACAAGGAUGGAAUCUUCGAACAGUAUGAUGUGCAGGUUCUGGGAACUCAGAUCACUACGAUUAUGAAGACAGAGGAUCGAGAUUUGUUCAAUCAAGAGAUUUCGGCGGUUGGAGAGAAGGUUGCGCCAAGUAAGGCAGCUACAACAAUGGAGGGAGCUAUCGAGGCGGCUGAAGAACUCGGCUAUCCGGUGCUGGUCCGUGCGGCUUAUGCACUUGGUGGACUUGGAUCUGGAUUCGCUGACAAUCGAGAGGAGUUGAUAGCGAUUGCUCAGCAAGCGUUGGCUCAUUCGAAUCAAGUGCUGGUCGAUAAGAGUUUGAAGGGAUGGAAAGAAGUGGAGUAUGAGGUUGUGCGAGACGCCUAUGACAACUGUAUCACUGUGUGUAAUAUGGAAAAUGUGGACCCGCUUGGUAUUCAUACUGGAGAGAGUGUGGUCGUCGCGCCGUCGCAGACACUGUCGGAUAAGGAGUACAACGCGUUGAGAACGUGUGCGAUCAAAGUGAUUCGGCAUUUGGGAAUCAUUGGAGAGUGCAAUAUUCAAUAUGCAUUGGAUCCGAAUAGUCUUACGACUGAAUCUUGUAUUCCAAAAUUCUCAAAAACCUCUAAAUUUUUCCAGUACUACAUCAUCGAAGUCAACGCUCGUCUCUCCCGAUCGUCAGCUCUUGCCUCCAAAGCCACUGGCUACCCAUUGGCCUACGUUGCAGCAAAACUAGCCCUCGGACAACAUCUUCCAGUGAUCCGCAACAGUGUCACUGGAACCACAACCGCCUGCUUCGAGCCAAGUUUGGACUACUGUGUCGUCAAAAUUCCACGUUGGGAUCUCGGAAAGUUCGCGAGAGUCUCCACUCAAAUCGGAAGUUCAAUGAAGUCGGUCGGAGAGGUUAUGGGAAUUGGAAGAUGUUUCGAGGAGGCACUUCAGAAGGCGUUGCGAAUGGUUUCUGAUCAUGCCGACGGCUUCUCACCGUACACAUUCAGUCGUCCACCAACUGCUGAUGAUUUGGAGAAGCCGACUGAUAAGAGAAUGUUCGCGCUGGCUCGAGGAAUGUAUUACGGAGAUUUUGAUGUGGAAAAAGCGCAUGCGCUGACUGCAAUCGACCGUUGGUUCUUGUUUAGAAUGCAGAAUAUCGUGGAUAUUUAUCAUCGGUUGGAGAAAGAGGAUGUGACGACGGUGACUGGAGAAUUGUUGUUGGAAGCGAAGCAAGCUGGAUUCUCUGAUAGACAGAUUGCUAAAAAGAUUGGAAGCAACGAAUACACAGUCCGCGAGGCGCGUUUCGCCAAAGGAAUCACUCCAUGUGUGAAACAAAUCGACACCGUCGCCGGAGAAUGGCCAGCACAGACCAAUUAUCUCUAUACGACAUUCAACGGAGUCGAAAACGAUGUUCGUUUCAAUAUGAAGAACGCUGUGAUGGUUCUGGGAUCAGGAGUUUAUCGAAUCGGAUCGUCAGUGGAGUUUGACUCAUCGUGUGUGGGAUGUAUUCGUGAAUUGAAGGCCCUCGGCUAUUCGACAAUCACUGUGAACUGCAAUCCAGAGACCGUCUCCACUGAUUAUGACAUCUGCGAUCGUCUUUAUUUCGAAGAGAUCUCAUUCGAAACUGUCCUCGACGUCUACCAUCUCGAACAACCAAAAGGAGUGAUCUUGGCGUUCGGAGGUCAAGCACCAAACAAUAUCGCGAUGAGUUUGAGUCGUGCACAAGUGAAAAUCUUUGGAACAUCUCCAAAUGAUAUCGAUAAUGCUGAGGAUCGAUUCAAGUUCUCUAGAAAAUUGGAAUCGUUGAAGAUUAGUCAACCACUGUGGAAGAAGAGUGAAAACAUGGAAGAUGCGAAGAAUUUCGCGGCACAGGUCGGCUAUCCUUGCCUCAUUCGUCCAUCAUAUGUGCUCUCGGGUGCCGCAAUGAACGUAGCUCACAAUGCCGAAGAUCUCGAAGUGUUCCUGAAACAAGCGGCCGUGGUAGCCAAGGAACAUCCAGUUGUGGUCAGCAAAUUCAUCAACGAAGCCAAAGAGCUGGACGUGGAUGCUGUGGCGAUGAAUGGGAAACUGGUUGUGAUGGCCAUCAGUGAGCACAUUGAGAAUGCUGGUGUUCAUUCGGGCGACGCCACGUUGGUCACCCCCGCACAGGAUAUGAAUAAGCUCACUUUGGAUCGAAUCAAAGACAUCACAUAUCGAAUUGCCGAGGCUUUCAAUGUCAACGGACCAUUCAAUAUGCAGCUGAUCGCCAAGAACAACGAGCUGAAAGUGAUCGAAUGCAACUUGAGAGUGUCCAGAUCAUUCCCAUUCGUCUCCAAAACUCUUGACUAUGAUUUCGUGGCACUCGCUACGCGUGCAAUGAUGGCUGAAGACUCUCCAGCAAUCCGAGCCACUAUCAAACCAACAGCGACGUUGCUCAAAGGAAAGGGAAGAGUUGGAGUCAAAGUACCACAAUUCUCGUUCUCACGACUCGCUGGAGCCGAUGUGAUGCUUGGUGUUGAGAUGGCGUCGACUGGAGAGGUGGCGUGCUUUGGAACGUCGAGAUGUGACGCGUAUCUGAAGUCUCUGCUUUCCACUGGAUUCGUCGUGCCGAAGCGAAACAUUUUCAUCUCGAUCGGAGGCUAUCAUGCGAAGGCGGAAAUGUUGAAGUCGGUGGAGACGUUGCAAAAGUUGGGAUUCGAUUUGUAUGGAUCUAAGGGUACGGCUCUCGCUAUGGUUGGACGUCGUCCAACGAUGAAUUCUUUGGUGGAUUGUGUCACUUCGAAGAGUCUCAAGCGUCUUCCAGGAAUGGUAGACAUCCAUGUGCAUGUCAGAGAGCCAGGAGCCACGCAUAAAGAAGAUUGGACAUCUUGCACCAAGGCCGCCCUCGCCGGAGGAAUCACCACGAUUCUCGCCAUGCCCAACACGAAUCCUCCACUGGUGGAUUCUGAUUCUUAUCAUCUCACUGAGCAAUUGGCAUCUGCAAAGUCUGUCGUGGACUACGCUCUCUACAUCGGUGCCACCCCGGAAAACUCAAAGUUUGCCGCGGAGUUCUCUGAUAAGGCUGCUGCUCUGAAAAUGUAUCUGAACGAGACGUUUAGCACUCUGAAAAUGGACAACAUCUCCGAUUGGACCGCCCACUUCCAAGCGUUCCCUGCCAAUCGACCAAUCGUUUGUCAUGCUGAACGUCAAACGCUUGCAGCUGUCCUCUGCAUUGCUCAGAUGGCAAAUCGAGCGGUUCAUAUCGCCCACGUGGCUACUGCAGACGAGAUUGGCCUGAUCAAAGAGGCGAAACUCAAAGGAUGGAAGGUGACUUGUGAAGUGUGUCCUCAUCACCUGCUCCUGACCGAUGAAUCGCUUCCCGAAGGCGUUCGAGAGGUACGUCCACGUCUUGUGAAGCCAGAAGAUCGUCAGGCACUCUGGGACAACUUGGAAUACAUCGAUUGUUUCGCCACCGAUCACGCGCCACACACUUGGGAUGAGAAGUCGGGAAAAUCGGGAAAAGUGCCACCUGGAUUCCCAGGCGUCGAAUAUAUGCUUCCGCUUCUUCUCACAGCCGUCCACGAGGGAAAACUGACUUUGAAGGAUGUCACCGAUCGGCUAUCAGUGAAUCCACGACGAAUUUUCAAUCUGCCCGCUCAGGAUGACACUUAUAUCGAAGUAGAUAUGGGUGAGGAAUGGACGAUUCCGGAGAAUGGAGGACAGAGUAAAGCUGGAUGGACACCGUUCGCUGGAAGAAGGGUUUAUGGAAAAGUACACAAUGUUGUGAUCAGAGGAGAAGAAGCAUUCGUUGAUGGAAGGAUCGUAGCCACGCCAGGCUUUGGAAAGAACCUCCGUCUCUAUCCACACUCCACAAGCUCCGCCCAUCUUGAUCAUGACGAUGAGUUGGCACCAACACUGGAACCAGUCUCUGAGAAUUCAUCCGAUGAACAGAGUCCACUUCACACCCCACCACGUGCUCACUCGCCAAUCGCAUUCCCUGGAGAACUUUUGGCCAAAAACUGUAUCAGUGUCAAGAAUUUGGAUAAGGGACAAAUCAAUCGAAUCUUCGAACUCGCUGAUCGAUACAAGCAUGACGUUGAGAAGAGCCAUCCAUUGACCCAUAUUCUUCAAGGAAAAGUCCUAGUGACGCUGUUCUAUGAGGUCUCGACACGAACGUCGUGCUCGUUCCAAGCAGCCAUGCAACGUCUUGGAGGAUCUGUGAUCGCUGUCGACUCGCAAACAUCGUCAGUUCAGAAGGGAGAAACUCUUGAAGACACUGUUCAGGUUCUCGGCAGCUAUGGAGACAUUAUUGUGCUCCGAUCGAAGGAGAAUGGAGCAGCCGAGCGUGCCGCGCGUGUUUGUGAGCAGCCAGUGAUCAAUGGGGGUGAUGGAACUGGAGAGCAUCCGACUCAAGCGCUCCUCGACGUCUACACCAUUCGUCAGGAGAUGGGAACUGUUAACGGGCUGACGAUUGCGUUGGUUGGAGAUUUGAAGAAUGGACGGACGGUUCAUUCGUUGGCCAAGCUCUUGUGCUUGUACAAGAAGUCUAAAAACGGUCAAAAUGACCGAAAUGAACUGAAAAACACAUUUUUGGUACUGUACAUAAGAAUAGACAUCACUCUGCACUACAUUGCUCCAACGGACGAUCUUCAGAUGCCACAGGAUGUUCUGGACUACGUCUCCUCUCACUCCAACUUCACCCAGAAGAAGUUCUCCACGCUUGCGGAAGGAAUCUCCCACGUUGACGUCGUCUACGUGACACGUAUUCAGAAGGAGCGAUUCCCGAGUGCCGAGGAUUAUGAGAAGGUCAAGGGAAGCUACAUUAUCAACGCGAAGCUGCUCAACGAGGCGGCCCGUGAUAUGGAUGAAGAGCUGCAGGGAAAUCUUCUGGUUCCUGCUAGAUCUCUCCCGAUUGUCAUGCAUCCACUGCCACGUGUCGAUGAGAUUGCGGUGGAGUUAGAUCACGACGAACGUGCCGCCUAUUUCAGACAAGCCAAAAAUGGAAUGUUCGUCCGAAUGUCGAUUCUGUCGCUGCUUCUUGGAAGAGGACAUCUUUAA
Molecule: messenger RNA, 6273 nt
Organism: Caenorhabditis briggsae
Lineage: Eukaryota; Metazoa; Nematoda; Chromadorea; Rhabditida; Rhabditidae
Gene: Cbr-pyr-1
Product: Protein CBR-PYR-1
Exons: 13
Coding region: 1-6273 (2090 amino acids)
Biological process (GO): L-arginine biosynthetic process
Cellular component (GO): cytoplasm; carbamoyl-phosphate synthase complex
Molecular function (GO): hydrolase activity, acting on carbon-nitrogen (but not peptide) bonds, in cyclic amides; amino acid binding; ATP binding
Source: RefSeq, a predicted model, not a curated record